UUUCUGCAGACCGGAAGAUAAGCCAGUUUUCAUCUCAAGCAGCACCUCUUGUUUAUAUGCGAUCUUUGAUCUAACUACACACUGACACUUGUUGGGGAAUACAUGUGUUCCUAUGUGUUGUAGUUUACUAAUUUACCGGCAAAUGAAGAAGCCAUAACCGAUGACAUUUUUAACCUAAGUGAUGCUGCUGAGAUUUCCUGAGACUGUGCUGUAGGCGGAUACACACCAAAACAAGUGCUGUUAACUUUCAGAUAAGAUCAUUCGUGGAUAAGAAAGGACACUAUAAACUCACAUACCAGAAGAAGCGACCCAGCAGUGUGAAACCACUCACCUGGGCUGCAGGCAUCUACACAUUCCACCUGCUGCUGCUGCCACAAACUCUAGGGAGAAAGUGCUGGGUGAUGGACUGCUGAACGGCUUGUACGUUGCUACAAAGUGAGCUGUGUGCAGAGUGAUCAACAGGACCGAAAGACAUGGGGAAGCAGAAUAGUAAGCUCCGUCCUGAGGUGAUGCAGGACCUGCUUGAGAGCACCGACUUCACCGAGCACGAGAUCCAGGAAUGGUACAAGGGCUUCCUGAGGGACUGCCCGAGCGGGAACCUCUCCAUGGAGGAGUUCAAGAAGAUCUACGGAAACUUCUUCCCAUAUGGAGAUGCCUCAAAGUUCGCUGAGCACGUCUUUCGCACAUUUGACGCUAAUGGCGAUGGGACAAUAGACUUCCGGGAGUUUAUCAUCGCGCUAAGUGUGACGUCGCGUGGCAAGCUGGAACAGAAGCUGAAAUGGGCGUUCAGUAUGUAUGACCUGGACGGAAAUGGGUAUAUAAGUAAAGCUGAGAUGCUGGAGAUUGUACAGGCAAUCUAUAAGAUGGUGUCCUCGGUGAUGAAGAUGCCUGAGGAUGAGUCAACACCUGAGAAGAGGACAGAGAAGAUCUUCAGGCAGAUGGACACCAACAGGGACGGCAAGCUGUCUCUGGAGGAGUUCAUCAAAGGAGCUAAGAGCGACCCCUCCAUCGUCCGCCUGUUGCAGUGCGACCCCAGCAGUGCUGGACAGUUCUAAACCUGAGGCAUCAACAUAACCUUGCUUCUUUGGGUGACUCUGAAUGCCCUUAACUCUCCACUACGGAGCAUACUGAUGAUGAAGGAUGACAAGCUGAUGACGAUGAAGAAGACAGGCCUUCAAUUUGCACUGAGGACUUCAAAGCCGGGCACAGGAGCCACACUCCACCUUGAGCCGUGUAUCUAAACCCUCCAAACCCCAAUAACCACUGAACCUGAAGACUCUCCCAAAAACCUCAUCAGGUUAUCUAACCCCACUGAUUGUAAUUGACCAGGACCCCUCAGUUCUCCUAUAGGCAUGUUAGAGUACCAAGAAGGUCUACAGUAGGUUGUAUAUAUAGAGUAUAAACUGGAGUCUCUGUAUCAAUGUCUUUGCUUGGCUCUCUGUGCCCUCUGAGGCUCCAGCCGGGGUGACACAAAGCCUCUAUCACUCUAAUGUGUAUCAAAGAGUGUGUGCAUGAGACAACAAAAGAGAGAUGAUGGUGUUGAGUAACAGGACUUACUAUAGGUGAGAUUAUUUAAUCUACAGAGAGGACUUGUGAAGUUUGUCCUUCACUCAGAAAGAGUACUGCUUUUAGUUUCCUCUUUUCUACUGUGAGAAUGUGUACGCGUGUUUGUGUAUUUUUGCAAACUUGAUAGACUUUGUUUCAUAUUUUGUGCUGGAACAACAAGAACAUGUAAUAGUAUGCUACUAUGCAUAAGCACCCUAAUCAAUAGUUUGAUUUUGUGAAGUGUCACUGAUGAAACGCAUCCCUUUAUCAAUCAUCUGUUCCAGUGGUUUUUGAUAUCGGUAAGAAUUUGACAGAACCGUAGAGAUGCAGUGUGUUACUGCACUCCAUCUUAAGAUAAAAUAGACGACUAGACCUUUAAGUAUUUGAGUAGUGUAGAUAUUAUAAGUGCAACUACAUUUGUAAAGCAAAUUCAUAGUCCAGAAUGCUCAGUUCAUAACAAAUGUUGGAAACGAUAAUAAUAAAAAAAAAGUGUUUGUCUAUUUGAGCUGUUGCAGGAUAUCAAGCAUGCAAACCAGUUUCUUUUUUUGACAUGUACUAUGUGAGGAACAAAGACACACUUCUUCACAUUCACUUUCAGGUGUCUUUAAAUGCUGCAUGUUGAAUCAGUCAUUGAACAGUCGGGUACAGCGGUGCAUAGACUAAAUAACACAUAUGCAUGUGACUUAAGCGCACGUGUGUGUUUGUAAUGUAUGUUUAUGGAUAUCAGUGGCUUUAAUGGCCAGCCGCCCAUCCGGCUCUGAGCACACUUCUGUAUGUUAGUAUUGUCAUCAUUAAGACUACCAGUAGUCAGUGUUAUUGACAGUGUAUGGGCUGCCAAAGCUGACACACCUCAUGGUUCAUAUGAAUAACUUCAUGAAGGGAAACAAAGAGGGGCUUUAGGAAAGACCACCAUGCACAACAAACUAUACACAUAAAGACACAAGCUGUUUAACAGGGAUGCUGGAUAGUCAGAACUUAACCAUGUCUCCUCUUUCAGUUGAGCUGAAUAAUUAAAUCAUCCAGCUUUAUCUGUAAUAGGGCCAAAUAUACACAGUGGACUGAAUCCUUUCUUCUCAGUCACAAUCCUCAGUCUACCUUCAACUAAAUGGAAUGUAUAUAAUUUGUCGUGUUAUAUAAAAUGAAUGACAUGAUGUAGGGUGACACAGCGUAAGUGCUGGUGUCCCACUACUGAAAUACAAACAACCAAUAAAUCAAUGAACAUUUUUUGGUCUUAUCUCCCCUCCCUCCUUAUUUCUUUGCUCAGCUGCAACAUAAAACUCCUAAAAAGAAAACGAAACCCUCCCUCUUAAGAUAUUUUUAGGAUGUUCAGUCGGGAGCAGGGAAUGUAACCGAGCCCUCCUCCAGGACUGAGCGAAGCCUUUUCAGCUACUGCAUUGUUUCCCAAUUAGAAAAGCUUUGAAUGUUUUAUUAAAUAACUGCUGUUUCUUGUAAAGAAAAAAAAAGAUGCAGACAAACAAACCGAGAAUCACAACUACUGCAAUGAUACUGUCACAAUGUGUUGCUUUUAUUGUAUUUUUAUAAUUUACCCUUUUUUUUCUAGCUGCGUCAGGUAUAACAUUUCUGUCAAAACACAAAAUAGCAUCUUGUGGUCAAGUGCCAAAUAAAAACAAAAACAGUAUUGUAUAAAUUUAUACUGUACAAUUGUUAUUAUCUGUUGAACAAAAUGUUUGUAAUUGUUGCAUUUUGUAGGUUUUGUAUGGUAUUCUGUAUUUAGUGACUGCAGUUUUGGAACACAGGAUUCUGUUUUUUGGUCAACUUUAAAAGGCAAGAAUUAAAUUUACAAUUUAUUGUGUGCAA
Molecule: messenger RNA, 3363 nt
Organism: Lates calcarifer (barramundi perch)
Lineage: Eukaryota; Metazoa; Chordata; Actinopteri; Centropomidae
Product: neurocalcin-delta A
Exons: 8
Coding region: 474-1055 (193 amino acids)
Biological process (GO): calcium-mediated signaling
Cellular component (GO): cytosol
Molecular function (GO): tubulin binding; calcium ion binding; actin binding
Source: RefSeq, a predicted model, not a curated record